Molecule: messenger RNA, 1075 nt
Organism: Neolamprologus brichardi
Lineage: Eukaryota; Metazoa; Chordata; Actinopteri; Cichliformes; Cichlidae
Source: RefSeq, a predicted model, not a curated record
AAGUCUCAAACUGAUCCUGGUAUAUGUGAGACAAUCAUUAUUCACUAAAGUGAAGCUGAUCAAACGCGCAUUCUUCUUUCCUUUUAUUGUACUCGUGUUGUUCGUCAGUCUGAAGGGGAAGUACACAGUGACCACAGUGAAGGAGCGAACGCUGGCGUCCUUCCAACAGCAGGUGGCCGAGGAGUUCAUCCAGUCCAGACUGUACGGACCAGGAACCUGCAGGACCACAAAUAAUGAGAUGCUGUCCCUUCAGAACAAGAAGGGGUGGAAUAAAAGUGCGGCAGUGCAGUUUGUCAAGAAAGACUGGGGUACGUUCAGAAGCCUGAGAUUGAUGACCUGAGGAAGGUUACUUCAGCUUUUACAGUCCAGUUGGUGCAAUGCGUCGUCCAAGAAGAAGCUUAAAAACAGAAGACUUUAUUUUUUCUUAGCUGAUUACUUUCUGCACAGUUUGUUAUAAAAGAGAUGGUGGAGCCUGAAUACAAAUCCCAGAAAAGUCUGAAGCUCUAAAGAUGGUGGAAAUAUGAGCCAGUGAUGUUUAUGCUGGACAUGUACAGGUGAGGUUUACGGUGGCCUCAGCUGUGUGGUGGAGGCGGGCAGGUUUACUUAUCGUAGUAAAGGAUGGUGUUUUUUGCUUUCUACUAUGAAACUGCAUGUAGAUAGAAGUAUAAUUUCUAGGGAAUAAAUGACCGGGGAAUUAGUACACAGUUAUUUCAGCUUUAUCUGUAAAAUGUAGAAAAAUGGGGUCAAAGGCAUGAAAAGUUUGAGGUCACAGUUACAGAUGGGUUCAUCGAGACGUUACGGUAACACCUGUUUGUUAUAGAAGUCUUUGUGUGAGACGAGUAAAGAUAGGGUCAAGUCUCUGCAGGCUGUGCACACCUGGAUUUUGGCUCUGGCAAGAUGAUUAAAGCAAAGCACAGUUUGAAGCGCCUCAGCACAUUACAGGAGCGCAACACCGGGUCCGACUUAUUUUAGGCUUUGAGUGUAGACUGCAAAAAAUGUUAGUUUCACCCAUUUAUAGAUAAAUUUACAUCACUGUGCAAACUGAAGGAUUCUGACUACACAAAUGGAAGUGAGC